Exaiptasia diaphana is the source of this 2506-nucleotide messenger RNA. Its product is annotated as acyl-CoA dehydrogenase family member 11. NCBI's taxonomy places the organism in Eukaryota, Metazoa, Cnidaria, Anthozoa, Actiniaria, Aiptasiidae. Gene Ontology annotation, cellular component: mitochondrion. The record is from RefSeq and is a predicted model, not a curated record. The coding region runs from base 1 to 2307 and encodes 768 amino acids. The transcript is spliced from 20 exons. Gene Ontology annotation, molecular function: oxidoreductase activity, acting on the CH-CH group of donors; flavin adenine dinucleotide binding.
AUGGCGGACUUGGGUGAAGUGCGCAAGGAGCAUCGCUUCAACGAAGAAAAUUUAAAUAGCUAUCUGAAAAWAAAUCUGCAAGGAUAUCCAAAAUCAAGCGGCAAGCUUGUUGUAAAGCAAUACAGAUCUGGACAGUCAAAUCCAACAUACUACAUCAACAAACAUGGUUUUGAUGCUGUUCUAAGAAAGAAGCCUUCAGGGCCAUUACUUCCUGGGGCACAUAGGGUUGACAGGGAGUUUAGAAUACUAUCAGCAUUGCAUAGGGUUUCUUUUCCAGUUCCAAGACCUCUGUUAUAUUGCAGUGAUACCAGUGUGAUAGGAACAGAGUUUUACAUAAUGGAGCAUGUCAAGGGCCGCAUCUUCCGUGGGCCAUCAUUAGAUGAUCUAUCACCCAUCGAUAGGUCUAAAGUCUACAAAGAGUUGAUGAAAACACUGGCAAAGUUACACUCCGUUGAUUGGCAAGCACUGGGGCUGUCUGACUAUGGUAAACACAGGAAAUACUUAGAGAGACAGGUUGCAACAUGGGGCAAGCAAUAUCAUGCAGCCUCUACUGGCUCAAAUCCUAGCAUGGAAAAACUCGAGCAUCUGCUAAAGUUAAAUGUACCCGAGGACAAUUUAAAGACUGUUAUAGUUCAUGGUGAUUACAGGAUUGACAAUAUCAUCUUUCAUCCAUCAAAGUGUGAAAUUGUAGCAGUACUUGACUGGGAAUUAUCAACUCUUGGUCAUCCUGUCUGUGAUCUCGCAUACACWUGUCUACCGUAUUACAACCCAGAAGCCUUCACCCCUGGCGGCCCACUAAAUCAAAAUCUCAAAGGAAUCCCAUCUGUAGAAGAAUGCAUUUUAAUGUACUCUAAAAGCAGUGGACUUAAUAUCCCAAGGGAAAACUGGGAAUUUUGUGUYGCUCUCAACUUAUUCAAGAGCGCUUCCAUAGCACAGGGAGUAUUUAAGAGAUCUCUCCAAGGAAAUGCAAGUGCAUCAAAUGCUUCAGCAUUUCUUCAUUUUGUAACACCUAUUGCCAAAGAAGGGCUUAAACAUCUAGAGCACUUUGACAAGAAGGAGAAUGAAGACGAUGACAAUCUGCUGCCAUCAGAGUUCAACAUGUUACACAUCUCUACAAAAUGUAGACAAUUGUAUAAACAAAUAAAAACGUUUGUAGAAGAGCAAAUUAUUCCAGCUGAAAAGAUAUUUGCUGAACAUGUUUCAAACCAAUCGACUCAAUGGAAAAUACAUCCUUAUCUUGAAGAACUAAAGGCAAAGGCUCGCAAAGCAGGCCUAUGGAAUCUUUUCUUGCCAGCAGAGUCUGGCUUGUCUCAGCUAGAAUAUGCUUUGCUUGCUGAAAUCACUGGCAAAUCYGCCAUUGCUCCCGAAGUUUUUAACUGUGGUGCACCAGAUACAGGGAACAUGGAAGUCCUUCAUUUAUAUGGAUCAGCUGAACAGAAAGAAAAAUGGCUGACACCUUUGCUAAAUGGAGAAAUAAGAUCAGCAUUUUGCAUGACUGAACCAGGAGUUGCAUCAUCAGAUGCCACAAAUAUGGAAUGUCAAAUCAGAAAGGAUGGAGAACACUAUAUUGUGAAUGGCAGAAAGUGGUGGAGUAGUGGUGCAGGAGAUCCCCGGUGUAAGAUAGCCAUUGUGAUGGGGCGUUGUUAUGGCAAUGACUUACCAAGACACAGACAACAUUCAAUGAUAUUGGUCCCACUUGAUACUCCAGGCGUAAACAAAGUUAGAGCUCUUACUGUCUUUGGUUAUAACGACGCACCUCAUGGACAUUUAGAAAUUGUUUUCGACAAUGUUCGUGUUCCAGCAAGCAACAUGAUACUCGGAGAGGGACGUGGUUUUGAGAUUGCGCAAGGACGUCUAGGCCCCGGGCGGCUGCAUCACUGUAUGCGAUCCAUUGGUUUGGCAGAACGAUCCCUUCAGCUGCUUUGUGAACGUGCAAUCGAUAGAGUUGCUUUUGGUAAACGGCUUGCUGAAAAGGGAAUGGUACAGGAGCAAAUUUCUUUGUCAAGAAUGGARAUCGACCAGGCCAGAUUGCUUGUACUUAAAGCAGCGUAUAUGUUGGAUACCAAAGGAAAUAAAGCAGCCAGAAAAGAGAUUGCAAUGGCCAAAGUUGUUGUCGCUCGAAUGGCUUGUCAGGUGAUAGAUCGUGCCAUCCAAGUGCAUGGUGGGAUGGGUGUUUCUCAAGAUUCACCGCUGGCCUACAUGUAUUCAGGUGCACGUUCAUUGCGUAUUGCUGAUGGACCUGAUGAGGUUCACAUGGAGGCAAUAGCCAAGUUAGAACUGAGARAACAUUUAAAAGCAAGACUUUAGUUUACAUUCCGAAAAAUUMAAAUAUUCUAUACACUCAUGCAUAUAUUUUUGUACGGAAUGUCACUGAAAUGAAACCGUGAUCAGUUAGGUGGACGGCCCAGUUGUAUGCAGCCAUGGUUAAUAUAUUAAUCCAUGGUUAAAUUGUACGUAGUUUAUUUAGGAAUUCCUAGGAUUCGCACGAAUAGACAAUUUAUAUAUU